AACAUUUGAUUAAUAAAAGUUUGUUAUGAAUUUUUAAAUUUUUUCCUAUUUAAAUCUGAAAAUAAUUACAGAAUUUCAAGAUGACGGCCGUAACGAAAAAUUGCAAGAGUUACGUCAUAAUUAAAAAAUGGCGAUCAUGUCGUUCUUAUUGUCAAGGUGCAGCCUAGAGAGGCUAGUUAUUAAGGAGUUUAAGCUGUCUUUAGGAAUUUCGAAGGCUUUGUCAUUUUUGAGGGCUAAUACGGGAAAUGUUUCCUCAUAACUGGAGUUUGUCCUUCUAAAAUAGGAAAUAUUAGGAAAUUUGAAUCAUUUAGAGUCAAUUUUGAGUCCAAAUGGCUGCCGUGACGUCACAAUCUAAGAUGGCGAUCGGCAGCAAGCACCGCACCCUGCAACCCUGGCGCAGGAGGAACUAUUCUACACAACUAUUGGAUAAAUUAUGUUUAUUUUAAUGUUAUUUGUAUAUUUUGUAUAUUGUACAAAUUUUAUUUACAGCUAUGGGUUCGUAAUAUACGGACUCUACUCCUUAGAAGUACACCAUAAGAAAAUAAAGAUUUUAAUAAAAAUAAAUUUUCUAAUCACAAAACUUUUGUUUUUAUUUUAUAUAAACUUUUCGUUCCUAUAUAAAUGAAGAUAGCAUAAAAUGUUUAUCCCACAUGUGAUAUGUUAAUAAAAAUAAUAUAAAUCUGGACUGUAAUGAUAUAUUGGUAGGAAAUUCGGUACAAAAACUACUACAAAAAUAAAUUAAUGAAAAAAUAUCCAAAAUACAGACUUAUGGUGUAGUAUUAAUGAGGUUUAAAAAUAUAUAUAAGAAAAUACAAUAAAAUGAAAAAAAUGUUAUCUGGUUGCUUAAUCUGGACUUAUUAAAUAUUUUACAAUUGUCAACGAAUAAUUAUAGUUUUUUAAAGCAUAUUACGCCUAGUAUACAUACAUAAAACACUUUUCUCCUAUCUUUAAUUGGUAGCUAAGUGUUCAGGCAGGAUUGUGGAUGAAAGAGACGAAUGUUACCGAAGAUGGUUGACAAGGUCCCGAUUUUUUUCCCCUAACCUAACUAAAACUAAGUGUAUUUGGGAGGGGUCCGGGUUAGGGAGGGACCUAGGUGCGUCUCAGGCCGAAGCCUAUACGCCUAGUCAUGCUGGGAUUAGCCAUGCAGGGAGAGGGUCGCCUGCAUCAUGUGCUAGGAGGGGAUUGGCCAGCCAUGGCAACGAUUGGCGCCAUGACUAACUCCCCUCACACAUAAAUCUAGACUGUAACUAGAGAUAGGUUGGGCCCAGGUAAAACCUGCAUAGACACAGGGAAAACCCUGGGCACAUUCAUGCGGGAUGCAAAUUGGCAUGCAUUAUGUGUAGGAAUUUACAGUAGACAGAGGAUGGUCUGGAUGAAGUGUUGGACAGAGUAGAAAAGAGUCUACCAUGCGGGGGUUGGGCACUUGGACUCGUGGUCCGCUUUGCUAUUUGUCCAGUACUGGAUUUAGUGACCAGGGACGCAAGUGCCCCUGGUGGUGUGUGGUUGCACUGACCACUCACUCCGCCGCCAGUCAGCACGAGGUCCCGAUCAUAGUCAACGAGCGGCGGACACGCCCGAACAUGGCCUAAUCUUUCCGAUUGCCAUGUAUCUGGAAUUUCAAUAGUCGCUCUACCAACGGAAUACUAUACCUAUGGAGCGAUGUACUUCAAUCAGUUUUUUGCAGGUCUUAUUACAUGUAUUAUCACUAUAUCAGUAUUUCUACCAAUAUUUUUUGAACUACAAAUUACUUCUACCUACGAGUAUUUAGAACUACGUUUUGACAAAAAUGUUCGCACGAUGGCAUCCUUUCUAUUUGCCUGCAGUCUUAUUCUCUAUCUUCCAAUUGUGAUCUACACACCAGCCUUGGCUUUCAACGAAGUUAGUGGCCUAAGUGUUCAUCUUGUCACCUCUGUAGUCUGUAUUGUGUGCAUGCUGUACACAAUGCUGGGUGGAAUGAAAGCUGUGGUGUGGACAGACUUUUUGCAGUCAUUUGUGACCGUAAGCUCUUGCAUAGCAAUAAUUUGUGUGGGACUCGCCAAGACCGGAGGAUUCAACGUCAUGUGGGACAGAAGCGGAAAAGGAGGAAGGCUUGAAAUUUUUGACUUCAACCCAGAUCCCUUUGAAAGGAAUACUUACUGGACAGUAGUUGUCGGCAGCACUUUCCAUUGGAUGUUCUCACUUGGUAUUAAUCAAGGAAUGGUGCAGAAGUUUAUUGCACUUCCAUCCUUAAAAAAAGCUAGACUGUCAUUGGUGAUUUUCUUCUUCGGAUAUUUGUUAAUGAAGACAUUGGUGCUUCUUAUUGGACUGGUCAUUUAUUCUAAUUACUAUCAAUGUGACCCUGUUACAUCAAAGGUGAUUGACAAAGCUGACCAAAUUGUACCAUUCUUCGCAAUGGAUGCUGCAGCUCAUAUACCAGGACUUCCUGGCCUGUUUGUUGCUGGGAUAUUCAGUGCGUGCUUAAGCACGCUGUCAAGUAAUUUCAACUGUCUGUCAGCCACCAUUUUUGAAGAUUUCAUUUCUCCCUUAAUAAAAGGGAAGAAGUCCUUUGAAUCGAAGAUUCCAUACAUUCUUAAAGGAAUAGUAAUUUUAACAGGAAUGAUCUGCCUUUUAAUGGUGCUUGUAGUUGAGAAAAUGGGAGGAAUUUUUCAGGUUGCUUCAACCCUAGCCGGCAUAACUUCAGGAGCUACACUGGGCAUGUUUUUUCUUGGCAUGUUUAUUCCAUGGGCCAAUUGGAAGGGUUGCCUAGCGGGAAGUAUAACCAGUCUUGUGAUCAUGACAUGGAUAACUACCGGUGCCCAAGUCUACAAGGGUACGGGAAUAGAAAGGUUUCCGUAUGCUCCCAUGUCCACUGAGGGAUGCGAAGAAAUCUUUAACUUCACUGCUCCAGUUACACCAACGCCCACAGCAUUACCUCCAGGAAUGGGAGACGACGCCUUCAUACUUUACAAAAUUUCCUUCAACUACUACUGUCUUGUGGGAGCAACCAUUGUCGUAGUGGUUGGACUAGCCGUCAGCUACUUCACAGGAUUCCAGGACCCGAAGACUGUGGAUGCUCGGUUACUGGUUUGGUUCAUGAAGAAAUACGGCGACUCGCGUAAAGCGGACGUCCAACAUCCCUCAGAAAAGGAAAUGUUGAACAUUACAACGGAGUGUAUUCCAAAUGAUAGUAAAAAUAAUCAUUUGUCUUGAAAAAUUGUUUUAUUAAAUUUUGAUGAAUUUUUUGUAAAUAAAUUUAUUUAUUAAAAAUUUAUUAGACAUU
Molecule: messenger RNA, 3259 nt
Organism: Bacillus rossius redtenbacheri
Lineage: Eukaryota; Metazoa; Arthropoda; Insecta; Phasmatodea; Bacillidae
Product: sodium-coupled monocarboxylate transporter 1-like
Exons: 12
Coding region: 1660-3189 (509 amino acids)
Biological process (GO): sodium ion transport; transmembrane transport
Cellular component (GO): membrane
Molecular function (GO): symporter activity
Source: RefSeq, a predicted model, not a curated record